AGCGUCACUCACCCUCUCAUCAGGUGGGAGGGACGAUGUACAACACUGGCCGCCAUGUCUCACUCCGACUCGACAAAGAGCACCUGGUGAACAUCUCUGGUGGACCAAUGACUUACAGCCAUCGUCUUGAGGAGAUCAGGUUACACUUUGGAAACGAGGAUGGACAGGGCUCUGAGCAUCUCCUCAACGGCCAGGCCUUUUCUGGGGAGGUGCAGCUUAUACAUUACAACCAUGAACUGUACACAAACUACACAGAAGCUGCUAAGAGUCCAAAUGGCUUGGUGGUAGUGUCUAUAUUUAUGAAGAUAUCCGAGACUUCGAAUUCAUUUCUGAAUCGGAUGUUGAACAGAGACACCAUCACAAGAAUAACAUAUAAGAAUGAUGCGUACCUUCUCUCGGGGCUAAACAUUGAGGAGGUAUAUCCAGAGACGGCAAGUUUUAUCACUUACGAAGGGUCUAUGACAAUCCCACCGUGCUACGAGACUGCAACUUGGAUUCUGAUGAACAAGCCAAUUUACGUCACAAAGAUGCAGAUGCACUCCAUGCGACUGCUAAGUCAGAACCAGCCCUCGCAGAUAUUCCUCAGCAUGAGUGACAACGUGCGCCCAGUACAGCCUCUGAACAACCGCUGUAUCCGCACCAACAUCAACUUCAGCAUGCAGGGCAAGGACUGCCCCAACAAUAGGGCACAGAAGUUACAGUACCGAGUGAACGAAUGGCUGCUGAAAUAGAGCCAGAAUGCGGACCAGCCCAAGAACACUAACAACAUGAAAAAGAACAAAGAGAAAUGCUCAUGGAUCAGUACAGAAUGAAGACUGACAUAUGUCCUGCCAGAUACAGUCAUGAUGUUGUAAAGAAAAACAACCAAACCCCAGCAAGAAGAGACUUUGCACCCAUGGCAAAGAGAUCCAAUUUCAUACAUCCAAUCAAAACUAGUGACAUACAGUUAUAACUACACAAAUGUUUUGAUACCUUUUUUGGGAAAAACACUAACAUAAAAUAUAACAUUUAUUUCAUAGGCUCUUCAUAAAUGGAACCGAGUGUUUUUAGCCUUUGUACAUAUGGACAACUUGCUUCCAAUCUGAGCAAAAGGGACAGGACAUUGAACCACCCUACCAAUACAGAAACAUCCUUGAAACAUAACUGUAUUCUCAAUCUUUAUUCUCGCUCACGCUGUGGAGAGGAGGGAGAGGCAGCCUUGCAGGUUUAUUGUCAAGACUAAAAAAACAUCAUAAAGACGACUAUGGAGUGAUGUCUGUGGAAAAAAAAAAAGU
This is a messenger RNA of Sinocyclocheilus anshuiensis, 1274 nucleotides long. Its product is annotated as carbonic anhydrase-related protein 10-like. The record is from RefSeq and is a predicted model, not a curated record. NCBI's taxonomy places the organism in Eukaryota, Metazoa, Chordata, Actinopteri, Cypriniformes, Cyprinidae. Gene Ontology annotation, molecular function: zinc ion binding; carbonate dehydratase activity. Gene Ontology annotation, biological process: one-carbon metabolic process. The coding region runs from base 36 to 731 and encodes 231 amino acids. The transcript has 7 exons.